UUCAUUAGCCCAGAAACCCUUCCCCAAGAGAGCAAAAGCCAACAGACAAAGAGAGCACAGAAAAAGAGAGCUCAAACAGGCAGAGGCACUGACGGUUUUUGCAUAGAAACGAGACGCUAACAAGAAUCUGACGUUGCUCAAUUGCUUUUGCCUUCUCCAUUUACUUACUUAGAUUUAUUAUCCAUGGCCGAUCUGUACGGAACUGCUACCUCUCCGGCUCCGGAGCCUGAAGAAAUCUCAUCCUUCCUUCACCAUCUACUCCACAAUUCCUCUUCAUCUUCUUCUUCUAAAUUCAUGCAGAAUGCUCUCUCUUCUCCACCUCCCGCGCUGCCGCCGCAGGCCGAUUCUUCACCAGCAACUGAAUUGUUGUUUGGCCGGUCGCAAUCAGGGUGUCUAGCCGAUGGCCGGAGCUCCUGCGUUAAUUUCUCCGAUCCCGGUGGUUAUUUCGCAAAAGAGAGUACGGAAAAUGCUGUCUCUUCGGUUAUGUCAAAGAGGAGGGGAGUCUCCGUGGAGAAUGAUCUGGGUGACUUAAGCUGUGAUAGCGAGGGUGCAGAGGUUUCAGACAUGCCGUCAGAAACAGCGCGGCCUCGAACUUCCUCCAAGAGGAGCAGAGCUGCAGAGGUUCAUAAUUUAUCUGAAAAGAGGAGGAGGAGUAGGAUUAAUGAGAAAAUGAAGGCCUUACAGAAUCUUAUUCCAAAUUCUAAUAAGACUGAUAAGGCAUCCAUGCUGGAUGAGGCGAUUGAAUACUUAAAGCAGCUUCAGCUGCAAGUACAGAUGUUAACAAUGAGAAAUGGAUUGAGUUUGCAUCCAAUGUGCUUACCAGGAGUUCUACAGCCUAUGCAGCUGCCCAUGACAGGAAUGAGCUUUGAUGAAGGAAAUGGACUGUUAAACACCAAUGCAGCAACAGGUGCUUUUGCUGAGAAUGAUGAAAAAUCGGCACAGACUGUUCUCAGUCUUCCCAACCGGUGCACUGUAACAAAUCAGCCAGUUGGUUUGCCUUCAGCAACAAACAUCACCUCUUCAGAAGCCUCCUAUGGUUUUGAGCCACUUUUUCAGGUUCACUAUGAACCCUUCAAUAUCUCAUCUUCAAAGGAAAUCUGCAGGGAAGGAACAACACAGGCACCAUUAGAUACUAAUCAAACAGUGAAGACCACCUCAUCUGGCGUGUCCUAGUUGAGAUCUCAUUCUUAGAUGCAUGAUCAACAAAAACGUGUGACAAAUCCUUUUUAUUUUUUUAUUUCUCUUUUUACCCCAUAUAAGGUGCAAAUGAUCCGUGAAAAUGCUGACGUUUUACACAUCAGGAUAUUUAUGUUUUAACAUUUCAUACAAUUGUCAGAACCAAAAUGUUUGACAUCCCUUAACUUCAAUAGAAUCGUUCUGCCCGAAAUGGUAUUUAAAUCAUUUAGAAAGUGAAGAUGUUCCAACGGUUGAAACAACUGUUUGAAGCCUGUAGUCAGGAGAUGAAAAAUGAAGUGGAAGGGUGUGUUGUAAUGCUUGCUAUUUUGAUAUUCUUUUGAGUUUUGACAACAUUGUGCCUUGUUUAUUAAUCUUUGCCUGUCAAUAGCUGUGAAUACAAACUAUUACGAAUGCCAUAGGGGUGUCCUAGCUAGACUGGAAAGCAUCCAGUGGAAGUCAUUGUCUUUCGCCAUUGGACAUGUUGCAAGUUUACUUUUGUGUUUUUUAUUGGAUGAAGUACAUAAUGUAAGUAGCUUCAUGUAACCUAUUUAAUUU
Messenger RNA from Jatropha curcas, 1731 nucleotides. Its product is annotated as transcription factor SPATULA. Gene Ontology annotation, cellular component: nucleus. Gene Ontology annotation, molecular function: protein dimerization activity. NCBI's taxonomy places the organism in Eukaryota, Viridiplantae, Streptophyta, Magnoliopsida, Malpighiales, Euphorbiaceae. The record is from RefSeq and is a predicted model, not a curated record.